AUGGCUAUAUUUUCAAGAAAGCCCAGGAAGGACCUUCACAAGGAGCAGAGUCGGGGUGAAACCCAAACGAGCGCAGUUCGUGAUGAUUCUGGUGAUUCAGACGAUUCGAAAAGUAUUGAAAAUGGUGAAAAUUCCAACGUUCAAGCGAAUGCUCGAGAUGCCUUCGACGAUGCCUCCUCCGUGAAUAGCGAGGAGACCGUCUUUAACAACGCGUUGAGGAAUAUGGGAUUACUAGGGGGACUGGCAAACCAGACGUUCUACACGCCUCCAGGAAGACGAUCAGAGCUUGAAAAUGUCAAUCCGAGUAAUUCUGACUCAGAGUCCGAGUCCGACUCCGACUCCAUGAACACAUUGCAUGAGCUCGUUGGCCCCAUUGAGACGCCUGUUCAGAUCGUCAUCCCCACAGUCUUCAACAGACCCGCGGAUUCCUUCAAUAUCGUCAGAAAUAUGCCUGUGGUAUCUGGGGCUUUCAAGAUCGGAGUAUUGGUAUUUGCAUCUGAAUUCUCGCUUUUCAAGUACAAGUCCUUGGAGAAGCUCAAGGCAAAGAGGAAGAAACCAGGCAACGAGGCGGAGAUCAAGUACAUCUCGAAAUCAGAUAUAGCGACGCCCCUGUUGCAUGCAAUUGUUCCAACGCUAUCAGUGGUGCGAAAGAACUGUCCUUACAUGAUUUUGUACAAGUUUUACGAAGAAAAGGAUAGGCUGGCCAUGGAACAGCUGAAGCUUUCCAACCCCACCGAAUACAAGGACUUCUACACUGACAAAUACGUGAUCUGCAAAGUGUAUAGCAAAUUCCUGAAAUGUGGAGUGAAAAGAUACGUCCUUGAAAUGUAUCCGAAGCCAAAUGAGAAAGGAGUCCAGGCCAAUUAUUCUUCCAAGAUCGUGAUGUUCACGCAUCGAGGAAAACCAUACACCGAUGUUCUGUAUAAGGGUACCAAAAUCCGGUGGCUAGGCACCUCGGUUAUCACAAGUCCUUACGCAAGCACUUCAUUCGAGAUGGUGAUCCAAAACAAGUCUCCAUCCGCUCAUCUUCAUGACGGUAUCACAGAUGACGACAAGCCCGAUCCCGCUAAUCCAUUGCUUCAUGACGAUACGACGGUUGGCGAUGUCGCUGCACCAAUCGAAUAUUGUCGCAAAUACAGGAAUUCUACGUUACCAAUUUUUGCACAGUACAAUGACUCACCGCACGAGUUGGCACUGAAGAAAUUUAGGAUCCAGGGAACCGUUGCGUGUUACGAGAGGAUGAAUAAUGCCAAUGCCGUGAGGGCUUUCAAGACCAUGAGAUACGUUACCAAUGACACCAUAAUUGUUACCAUCAUGGCUAUGGUGCUAAGAGAACAAGAAGGCAAAAAGAGUCACAAUGCGAUUUCAAAGAGAGCUCAACGAGUUGCCUUGGAACAUCCGUCGCAGGUUUACUAUUCGCCUUUCACUCCUACCAUGUAG
Molecule: messenger RNA, 1440 nt
Organism: Kuraishia capsulata CBS 1993
Lineage: Eukaryota; Fungi; Ascomycota; Pichiomycetes; Pichiales; Pichiaceae
Exons: 1
Coding region: 1-1440 (479 amino acids)
Source: RefSeq, a predicted model, not a curated record